CGACAAACAUUUUUUUCGCAUGUUAUUAUGGAUCCUGCGUCCUGUUUGACCGUGUCGGACGAACACUCGAAAGACUUUGCCAAUAAUACGAUAUCCGUUCUCCGGCUACCGACCAGGGAACGAUUGUCGUGCAUGUUGAAUGCCAAGAAAGUCAUCCCUUCACCCGAAAACAUACCCAGAGAUUGGAGAGGAUUAUGCACACUUUUGAACUAUACAAUACCAUCUGGAUGUGAUCCGACCGACCCAAUUGGCAAAAUAUUCAAGUUUUGUGAAGCAAAAACUACUAUAGCACAUUUUAUACGGUGUUUACAGCGAAUAGACAGGUAUGAUGUUGUGGAAGAGACGGAAGAAUUAAUUAUUUCUGAUAUUAUAUAUUAUAAAGAACAAUGUUCUUUAGCAAAUCCAUCUCCGGUAGUACCAAAUGAUUUUGACAUCAAUAUUAUUACUUUAGAUGAUAUAAAUGCAUCCAACAAUGGUCUUCCUCUUUCAAGAUACGAUGCAUUUUUACUGUAUGAUAAUGCAGAUAUACAAUCAGCUACUGUUGUUGUAGAAAAAUUAGAAAUUGAUUACAAGCUAAAGCUAUGCUUAAAAGAUCGAGAUUUAAGGCCAGGCGUUAUGUUCGAAUAUCAGUCUAUAGUAAAAUUGAUAUCGGAUCGCUGUAAUUGGUUAAUCAUUAUAGUUUCAAAUGAUUUUUGUAACAGCCCUUGGAACAGAUUUAUUAUGAAUUAUAUACAGUCAUUAGCCAUUGAACAACGGUUACCUAAAAUUAUUCCAUGCGUAUUUGGUGAUUGUAUAUUACCACAAGAACUCAAAUGUUAUGUUCACUUAUUCUUUAACAAAUAUAAUCCUUUUUGUGAUCCAUGGAACAAACUAAGGAUAACUGUAUCACCUUAUACGAAUCUAGCAUUGACCAACAGUGUAGAGGCAAAUGACAGUUGCCAGAAGCUAAAGAUCGAAGAAUCCACGAAUACCAAUACCACAGUUGUUGAAAAAAAGGAAGUGAUAAAGUUUUCUAGUGAAGAACACAAUCUGCUGCCUAAAACCAAAAAUGUUUUUAAUAGAUUUGUUAAGACUGUUGGAAAUAUUUCUAUUAAAGUUGUUCCUCAAAAAUGGAAUAAAAAGAAAGUAAAAUGUACUAGUCUCUGACUCACAUUUUUUGUUCUCUACAGGUAAUAUCAGUAAGUUUGAAUAUUAAAAAUAUUAUUUUUGUAUAGAGUUUUACCAUUUAACCUUUGUUAUGUUUUUAUGAUGUAAUAUUUUGUAUAAUUGUUUAAUUAAUUGUAUUCAAAUAUUGAAGUUUUAUAUUUUUUUAUUACAAAUGUUUUCUUUAUAAUAUUCUAGUUUGUGCCUUUUAGUUUUUUAAUUAUAUUAUCAAAAAUAACUAGAAAAGUAAUCAUCUUGGUGCCUGGUGAAUUAAAUGUAUAUUCCUGG
Myzus persicae (green peach aphid) is the source of this 1431-nucleotide messenger RNA. It is a transcript of the gene Myd88, whose product is annotated as myeloid differentiation primary response protein MyD88. The record is from RefSeq and is a predicted model, not a curated record. The transcript is spliced from 7 exons. Gene Ontology annotation, biological process: innate immune response; defense response to Gram-positive bacterium; MyD88-dependent toll-like receptor signaling pathway. Gene Ontology annotation, cellular component: plasma membrane. The coding region runs from base 28 to 1146 and encodes 372 amino acids. Lineage: Eukaryota; Metazoa; Arthropoda; Insecta; Hemiptera; Aphididae. Gene Ontology annotation, molecular function: Toll-like receptor binding; TIR domain binding.